This is a messenger RNA of Oncorhynchus kisutch (coho salmon), 5595 nucleotides long. Its product is annotated as SH3 and cysteine-rich domain-containing protein 2-like. Gene Ontology annotation, biological process: positive regulation of protein localization to plasma membrane; positive regulation of voltage-gated calcium channel activity; skeletal muscle contraction. Lineage: Eukaryota; Metazoa; Chordata; Actinopteri; Salmoniformes; Salmonidae. Gene Ontology annotation, molecular function: protein binding. The record is from RefSeq and is a predicted model, not a curated record.
CCCUGCAGCUCCAGCGUCUGAAGCGCUCCCUCUCCUUUAAGACCCUGACGUGUUGAUACCUGUUGUGAAUGUUCUCCUGAGGCUCUCCUCUCUCCCUCCCUGCAGCUCCAGCGUCUGAAGCGCUCCCUCUCCUUUAAGACCCUGAUGCGCAGUAAGAGCGUGGAGAACUUCUUCCAGAGGUCCUACAGUGACGCCCGUCUCCCCCCUGACUUCAUCACCGACCCGCCCCCCCCCUCCCCGCCCCCUGGCUCUCCCCUCGCCAGUGAACGCUCACCCUCCCUCUCUCCGUCACUCAGCCCCAACCCCUCCCUCUGCUCCCACUCCCCGUCUCUAAGCUCCUCCCCCUCGCUGUCUUCCAAGGCCCCGCCCCCACCCCACCUGACGCAGGUGACCCACUGCUUCCAGGAGCACGUGUUCCGCAAGCCCACCCACUGCCAGCUCUGCAAGCACCUGAUCGUGGGUAACUCUAAACAGGGUCUUCGGUGUAGAACCUGUAAGAUGGGUGCUCACCUGUGGUGCACCUCAGAAUUGUCCCAGCAGCCCUGCAAUGGAAAGUCUGGGGUCGGGGUGUUCAAGCGGAACUUCAGCACUCCCAUGCUGGUAAACGAACAACUGACUGUCGUCAAGGAGGUGCAGCCCGCCCAAGGGGCAGGCCGGGGGCGUGGGGUGGACCCUAUUUACGCAGCCCUGCGCUAUGGGACGUCCCUGGCACAGAUGAGCCGCUCCAGUUUUGGGAGCGUGUCCGAGUCGCCCACGCACAGCCAGGGUGAAGGAGGAGAGGAGGGGGAGCAGAGGCAGUACAGCAUGGAGGAGGAGAUGCCACAGGAGACAGGGGAUCUGCCUCCGUGUGAAAACGAGAAGGCUGGACCAGAGGGUGAGGGCAGCGAGCAGCUCCAGGAGCCUGUAGAGGAAACAAGCGUGAAGGUUCCCAGGCGUAUUGAGGUUCACUCCAUCCACACGUAUGUAGCGCUCUUCAAGUUCCUGCCUCAGGAGCACAACGACCUCGGACUAGAGCCUGGUGAUCGGGUGCUGGUCACUGAUGAUUCUAAUGAAGAGUGGUGGAAGGGAAAGAGUGGAGACAAGGUGGGCUUCUUCCCUGCUAACUUUGUUCAGAGGGUGCGCCCAGGGGAGAGGGUGUGGAGGGUCACCCAGCCUGUCCCUGCCAGCCGAGGGAUGGGACACAUGCCAGUGAAGGAGGAUCAGAUCUGUGUGGGGAAGAGUGAGGACGGUGAGGGUUUCCUGAAGCUGAGCAGUGGGAAGAAGAGAGGACUGGUCCCUGCUAAAUCCAUUGAGGAGAUCUAACCUCUGUCUCAACACCAGCCCCCCGUCUCUCUCUCUCUCUUACCAGCACCCUGUAACCUCCCCACACACCCCUGAGGAGGACCAGCCAGUCCGGGGGUCCUCCAACACCACCAUCGUGAGGCCCACCACCCUACUAAACUGAGUGGGGAGCCGUGAUAGUUCAGCUUGUGAAUUCCAGGUGAUGUGGAGGAUGCCUCAGCUUUAUCCUUGCUGACCUUGUCUCCUCCACCCCAAUGUAGCUGACAACCCAGACUUGAAAGGGUUGGCUUCCCUUCCACAGUGGGUUGGCCUAGGUGUUGUGGAGGACUAUCUAAGACCCCAGUACCCCAUGUUUUCCUGCUGUAAUGUACCUUAGUCUAUUAGUGAACUGGGUUUAUCUGUAGUCCACACCACAGGGGUAAGAGUUUUAGGACUGAAGGACUGGCUGCUGUGGACUCCAGUAACUUCCCUCAGGAUGGAAGGAGACUAUUUUCUGUCUGAUGAGUCUGGUCUCUCUGUGUGUGAUUUGACCAGUUCUUUUUCACUGUCCUCUAUGGCUGGAUAUCACGAGGCUGAAGAAUGCAGGAUUAAGGCCGUCGCACACUAUACAGUCGAAACGAGGCGUGUUCCGUUUUGCGCAUAUAUAAAAAAAAAAAUUGUCUGUUCGCUCACACAACAUUUUUUAUUGGGGCAAGUUGAAGUUCGGUAGCCGACGUCUAAGCCCUUUCGUCUGUCAUUGGUCAACUGUAGUGUUUUCAAAUGAAGGUCCUUUAAGGUAUGAGAGUACAGUCGUGCGCGGACACCUAGCCGAGUUCUGCCAGGAGCAAACAGAACCUAGUAUUAGUAUACGUUGUCUUAAUCAGGAGGAUGUACUUGUGUUGUGUGUGUGUGUGUGUGUGUGGGGGGGGGGGGGGGGUAAUGUUCCUGGUCACUGCAUGGAAGAAAACAUUUGUUCUUUCUCUGAUGAACUAGAACAAGUGUCACACUCCUGAUGGCAGCAUCACAGAUGGACGCCCACUAUGAUCACAGUAAUUCAUUUAAGAGGUGACCGUGAAGGAGAUAAUUGCAUGCUGAAGGAUGCACUUAUUUCAAUGUCGGUGUCGGUGAGAUGUUCAAGAUACUGCCGAUGGUUGUAGGUUUCGGUGCUCGCGUUUUCUCCCCCCCCCCCCCCCCCCGUUCCUUUGGUCCACCUUCUCUCUCUCUGUCGGUCUCUCUCUCUCUCUCUCUCUCUCUCUCUCUCUCUCUCUCUCUCUCUUCUUCCCUCUUCCAUCUUUCUCAGCUAUCACAUUGGUCCCUUGGCUGGGAUUUGACUUCAGCUUAAUUUAGACUGGCACAGAACUUAAAUGCUCUGCAAGGACGGAUGGACGGGCAGGUGGGUGGGUGACACUGGGCAGAGUACACCCUGCUCAGACCGACCAGACAGCCAGCAGAGGACAGGACAAACUAGGUCUAUUUCGACACACACUCUCUCAGAUCCUGACUCACUGGCUGACUCACUGACAUUUGACCUCGCACUUGGCAGGUUCCAGAAGGUCAUGGAUGUUAGCCACGUCAUUCUAUUGUACAGGUCAAUCAGUCGCACACUUCAGAGAAUGUGUUUUUCUAUGUCCUAUUUAUGAAAAAUACAAGAGACGACAUUAGAUUGGGGCGGUGAAUACUUACAUAAAUACUUCAGUGUUUUUUGUUCUCUCCCUCAGUAGUGUUUGAAUAGCCUAGACUGUAGAAAACAUCUAUGAAUAGAGACUUUGUUUUUUUUUUAAGAAGAAGAAACAAAUGGAGCAACAACACAUUUGUUUUUAACUGCUCUAAAUUUGUUUCAAUUUUCUGGCCAAUUUAGCAGACGGGCACUGAGGAGCCGUGGAAGACUUGGGAAGUGUUUUGGUGUCUUUUGACUCAUCUGUUUGGUUCACCGCUGGUAAACAAACAACAGCCAAGAGCCAGUCGGCUGGAAAACCACAUGAACAGACCUUGUAAGUGUGACCACCGGACAUGGUCCCGCUGGUCUGAGGGACAGGGAGCAAGGGAUAUGGAGGGACAGGGAGCGAGGGAUAUGGAGGGACAGGGAGCGAGGGAUAUGGAGGGACAAGGGAAGGAUGUAGACAAAAGGGGUUGACCCAGGUGUUGAACCAUCAUGAAUCAAUGUGUCUGUAUGCAGCUUUCUUUGUCUAUGGAUGACCAAUUCAACAUUGAUCAAAUGUCAGUCCAUCUCUCUCUCUCCCUCUGUCUCUGACACUAUUGGGCAUUUUUGCUGCUAGUGGGAAGGGUGGCUGGACUGUUGUAUUGUACAUGUAGAUGUAAGCAUGUUUAAUGAUAGGAUAAUGGGUUGGAUUUCAACGUUUCCAUAAUGUACUGAUCAUUUAUUGAUUUAGACAGAUAUCUAUCUACUUGCUGAGUUGCAGCACGUAGCGGUCACACUGUUGGCAUUAUCUUCCUGUAGUAUAAGAAUGCAGUAUAUACAGUAAGUCAUCGGAAGUGUAAAAUAAGUACGAUGAUGAACAUAUUGGGUGCGUUCGUAAAUUCAAUCUGGAGUGCCAGAGUGCGCUCUGGGCGUUCGUAAAUUCAGAUUGUUGUCAGAUUGUCCGUUGGUAAACGCUCUCGGAGCGUUCAGAGCUCACGCUGGAUGCUCCGGCCGAGGAGGAGGUUUGAUCCGAGCGUUCAGACCCCACAACGAUAGUCAAGCACCCAAGCUAACUGGCUAACUUGCUAGCUACUUACAGACACGAAUAAGAGAACACCUCACUCUGACCAGUUUACUCGCCCUAGCAGAGCUGGUUAGGCUGUUUUCGUGUUAUCCAGAGUGUUGGGGACUGUAACUGUUCUGCCGGAAACAAUUUAAUUACGCUUUCUUUGCCGACGUUUACUGACGCCGGCCAUAUUCAACGGGUGAAACGUGUUCGUAAACUCAUCAGUUAUACAGACGAGAGUGCUCUGAAAUCAGUGUAGAUAGGCAGAGCGAAUUUACGAACGCACCCAUUAUUUCAUGUUUUGUUCCUCACAUUGUGCAUGAUAAUAUGAUUAUAUUUGCGUCUAUAUCCUCUGUGUGUGUGGAUGGAUGAAGUUUCACAGACUGUGAUGAAUAUUGUAUUUUCCUUCCAUUGGGUCCAUGUGUUCCUAUGUGUAGCAAGGACUUCUCUGGUCCUCACAGUACCAGACCAGGAGCUAACAAGACCACAGUAUAGUCACUGGGUGUAUAACUGGAUUCAUUGUUUGUUAGCUUAUUCUCUACCAAAUUUUCACAAAAGAUGUACAUUAUCGGUGUGUUCAUGUAGACUUAAGAGUCUGUCACCCUUUGUGGACCCUGUUUGAGUCGCUCUUCGUGUAGCAUUUCUGUGUACAGGCCCUGGCCUCGUUUCCCAGUUGCGAUGUAAUUUAAGCAUUGCGACGAUUUGACCAACUUUUUAAAGAGCUACUGCCUCUGAAAUGUUGGUCAUAAAUGGUAUGUCACGGAAUGAAGGGUAAAGGAACAGUUUUUCGUGUUUUAUUUUUAUAUCCUGCCCAUAGAUAGCAGCACACAAGUAAUCAUCUAUUCAAAGUGACGCUGCACGCGACCCGAUCAUAAUGCCCAUGUGGUCAAUUUGGUUUGACAGUCAAUAUCCCUAUGGGGCAAGUUAGGGACCGUCAGUAAAUGACACAAUUUUGGGACAAUAUUUUAAAACUUUAAUAGCUCCAAAUUUCAAUGACUUAAAAAACUCAAACCAAUUGUAAAAAUUAAUAUACAAAUAUUGCAAGCAUUUAACCUUUUACUGCAGUGGGCUAAAUCAGGGUCACACAGAGUGUUUCUUGGUAGUCUUAAACACAUCUGCUUAGAAACAAAGUAUACACCUCACACACAUGGUUAUGGGCUUAAAAAUAAGAAGAUGCCUUUACCUUGUCAGAUAUAGAGUUUAAAUGUAUUCCAUUUUGAGUUUGCAUCCCAAUAUUACAUUAUACAUCACAGAAUACUGAAAUGUAACAACUUUUUGACAUAGAAACAAGAUUUUCAGAAGUUUUUUCAAAAUAAUGUUGAUUUAUUGUGAAAUGAUGAAAAAUAUGAAUAACAUUCCACUAUGUAAUUUGACUGCAUGAAAGAGCUACUGAGACAAAAGGUUUUUAAGAGCCACGUUACUAACGAAGGCUCUGGGAAAACACCUCGGCUAUUAGACACAUCGUCUAGAAAGUUCUAACGAUCUGAUCUGUCAAGAUGAAGGCUCUGGGAAUCAAGGCUCUGCACAGUAAGUGUGUGUGUGUGUGUGUGUGUGCGGGAUAUAGCCUUAGUUAAUAUCACUGGAAGAACACAUGUCUCAAUAAUAAAAAAUUAAAAACUCUAACCUUGAA